UAAAGGUUGCCCCGACGAGGCGGAGGGCUCAGAGUCUGCUGGAGCGAAGAAGAGACAAGCGCGCGAUGGGGUGGCUCAGCUGGCCGGCUUUCCUGCGCUGCCGCGGCAAAGAGGAAUUCACGUUGUCCACGGAGAAAAUCGCUGACAAGGAUGACGAGAACACCGAGCGAGGAAACUGGUCAAGCAAAACGGACUAUCUCCUCUCUAUGGUCGGCUACGCCGUGGGUCUGGGCAACGUGUGGCGGUUUCCAUACCUGACCUACAAGAAUGGAGGAGGGGCGUUCCUGAUACCAUAUACCAUCAUGCUGGCUCUGGCAGGACUCCCUCUGUUCUUCAUGGAGUGUUCCCUCGGGCAGUUUGCCAGCCAGGGACCCAUUUCCGUCUGGAGGAUUCUUCCCCUUUUCAAAGGAGUCGGCAUCACGAUGGUGAUCAUCUCGUCCUGUGUGUCCAUUUAUUACAACGUCAUCAUCGCCUACUCGCUCUACUAUUUCUUUGCCUCCUUCCAAAAAACCCUCCCUUGGGCCAGCUGCCAUAAUGAGACGUGGGCUGAUUCCCGCUGCAGCAAGGAGAAGAUAGUGUUGACCUGCAAUGCAACAUACAACAACAGCAUCAUCCACAAAAAUUACACUUGGAUCCAAAGCCAGAACCUCACCUGCAUAGAUGGCAGCGAGUUUUUGAAAGACACCCAGGUCCCCAGCGAACAAUACUGGAACACACAGGUCCUUAAGCGUUCAUCGGGCUUAGAUGAAACAGGAGAGGUUGUGUGGUACUUGGCCCUCUGCCUUCUCCUUUCCUGGCUGAUCGUGGCAGUGGCAUUGUUCAAAGGCAUCAAGUCUUCUGGAAAGAUUGUCUACUUUACAGCGAUCUUCCCCUACGUCAUCCUGGUCAUCCUGCUGGUACGCGGUGCCACACUGGAGGGUGCUUUAGACGGCAUUCAGUAUUACAUUGGAGCCAACUCUGACUUCUCCAAGCUCAAGGAGGCCCAGGUCUGGCAAGAUGCGGCUACCCAGAUUUUCUUCUCUCUCUCUGUUGCAUGGGGCGGACUGGUUGCCCUCUCCUCCUACAACAAGUUUAACAACAACUGCUUCUCGGAUGCUAUCUUUGUCUGUGUGACCAACUGCCUCACCAGCGUCUUUGCCGGCUUUGCUAUUUUUUCCAUCUUGGGGCACCUGGCCUUUCUGACCGGCAAGAAAGUCUCCGAGGUCGUUGGUUCAGGGUUCAACUUGGCAUUUGUCGCCUACCCAGAGGCCCUGUCCCAGUUGCCCAUCUCUCCUCUCUGGUCCUUUUUAUUCUUCUUCAUGUUUCUGCUCUUGGGACUCGACUCCCAGUUCGCAACCAUUGAAACGGUCACAACCACCAUCCAAGAUAGCUACCCUCAAGUGAUGAAGAAAAUGAGGGUUGUGAUUACCCUGGGCUUGUGCGUUCUCCUCUUCUUUCUUGGGCUCAUCUGUGUCACACAGGCAGGAAUCUACUGGGUCAAUCUGGUGGACCAUUUCUGUGCCGGAUGGGGAAUCCUUUUUGCGGCAGUCCUGGAGAUCGUAGGAAUCAGCUGGAUUUACGGUGGAAACCGAUUUAUCCAAGAUGUAGAAAUGAUGCUUGGGAAGAAAAGCUUCUGCUUCUGGCUGUGGUGGAGAGUGUGCUGGUUCGUCAUCACCCCUUGUCUCCUGAUUGCAAUCCUGAUCUGGUCUUUGGUCACCUUUGAAGCCCCUACCUUUGGCAAGAUCGUGUACCCUACCUGGGGCUCUGCUGUUGGCUGGUGCAUGAUCUCGUUCUGCCUCAUCUGGAUCCCCAUUGUGGCCAUUUACAAGAUUUGCAAGGCACAAGGGAAUCUGUGGCAGCGUAUCGUCUUCUGCUGUAAGCCAGCACCCAACUGGGGCCCCUACCUGGAGUGCCAUCGGGGAGAAAGGUACAGCCAUAUGACCAACCCCGCCAAGGAAGGACGAGAUCUGGAGCUGCCCACCGUAGACGGCUACAUCCACAAACUGGAAUGA
Molecule: messenger RNA, 1991 nt
Organism: Hemicordylus capensis (graceful crag lizard)
Lineage: Eukaryota; Metazoa; Chordata; Lepidosauria; Squamata; Cordylidae
Gene: SLC6A14
Product: solute carrier family 6 member 14
Exons: 14
Coding region: 66-1991 (641 amino acids)
Biological process (GO): sodium ion transmembrane transport
Cellular component (GO): membrane
Molecular function (GO): L-proline transmembrane transporter activity
Source: RefSeq, a predicted model, not a curated record